CACGCGACGCCACCGGAAUCCAACGGAACCACUGCGGCAGAGCAAAGAGCCCGCUCAUUGCCGGAACCAAAACAACUCCGACAGCCCCCGUGUGACGUCUUAUCGGGUGAUUUCCACGCUGCGUUGCGUUGCUAGCUCGCGGCUGUCUGUUUGUUCCCGCAGUUGGCUCAUACCCCGUCUUACCUUUGCAAUCGCACCACGCGUCCUGCGCACAUAUGCGAUAGCGCCGUCGGACUCCAUCAACACGUCGACGUCGUCCAGACAUUGGCAGCGUCAGCUGUUUGUGAAGCCCGUCGCCCAGCAAGAUGUCCCUAACUCCGCCACUCGUUGCCAACGACGACACGCUCAAUGAAUCGUGGGUUGAGCUGUACUAUGGGGCAUCCUCGUCAGAUCGAGCAACGCCUCCACUCUCUGGUAAUGCCCAUAUCUUGGAGAAGCUGCUGCUGGAGGCCCAGAGGGAGUCCAAUGCAUCUUCAGCUAAAGGAAGUGGAAGCCCCAAGAGCCCACACAGUCCUUGUAGUGAGCCACUCACCUUCACCCUGAAUAAGGAGGAAAAGCAAAUCCCAACUGAUUGGAUCUGGGACUGGAGUAGUCGCCCAGACCAGCAACCUCCAAAAGACUGGAAGUUCCGGCAUCCGAGCAAUGGGAACCGAAGGCGUCCAGUGCUGAGUCUGCGUGGGUCCCGCAUUAUACGUUUGGCUGACAUAUUUCCCGCACUGCUGCUCAGCAACUUGCUCUCAGUUCUUCUUGGAGCUGGCAUCGGGGUGUGCAUUGGGCGAAGAAUGAAGGUAGCCAACGUGGAUUGAUAUAGCCAAGACACAUGGAGUGGGUUUUUGUAUUCUCUCUCCUUCCUUGUAAAGGUCCUGUGAGUGCUCUGGUUGUGUACCGACUGUACAUAGUCACACUACAUCCAAUAUCAACUUUGUGGUCGGCCCAGAUAGUGGCCGGCAAAUUAUGGUCGCGUUAUCUCAUUUCAAGAUCCUAUCGAUAGAGCCUGCAAGGGAUGUUCAUGUUGUGGUUCUCAUCUUAGAUGGAGUUGGAUGUGGUUUGUGUGCCAUAACACAAGAUGCUCUGCUUCUCAUUCAUUGAAGAAUUCUAAAGCCACCACAUGUUUUGUUAGGUCAUGCGAUACGUCACAUAUAUCAAUAAGAAUAAUACAUAGGGUUCACAGACUGUACUAAAACAGUAUAAAGCAGCGAUUUGUUUGUGAAAAUGUCUUCUGGUUUUCUUAUUUUAAACCAGGUGCUGUAAACGUUUGCUGUAAACGGUCCUUUUCAUCUGGUUCAAGUUCGAUACUUGAAUCUGUAUGUUUAUUGCGGUCCACUUUGUUUCCGGUCGGUGAAUUCUGGUGGUUCGUAAAAAACUGUCAAGAGAAAUGCACAAGAACAUGCCUUAUUUUGUUUUGUGCAAGCUCACUUUGCAGAGAUCUGUGGUGUGUUUUUGGUUGAUUAAGGUCCAACUGCGAGAGGGGAUAUCGCAGCGCUAUGGGACUAACACGUGACUUAAUUCUUUGCCAAAGCUAUCUAGGCAUGAACAAGUGGUGGUGGUUGAAGCUCAGAAUAUAUUUGCAUCACACACAAUGCUCUCGCAAGGACUGGCUAUGAUUGUUAUCAGUUGUGUAUGUCCAUUGAAGGCCGAUGAAUAGAGCUGUAGUGUGUGGUGUGUUUUGUUUUGCUGCUAGGCAUUUGAGAAUAAAAUGGUUCUCAUUAGUACAGUUUAUUUUGUUAUGCCAAACCUAACAACAUACACCAUUAUUUAAUAAUAUAUUCAUUUGCUGAAUCCGGCACACGCAUGUUAUUCUGCCCGAUAGGGUUAAGUGGUGUCAUGAGAUGUGUGUGGGCAGCAUUAAUAUUUCAUUUUACAGUAUCCCAAGAAACGUCUCGCAAGACCCUUUGAUGAACCUUUGUUUGCGCAGAAAUGUUUCACCUCGGUGUUUGGCUUCUGACACUUAAUAUGGUUAUGAUCUAAGUUGCCAUACUCGAGAGCUUCGCAUAUCAACUGUACAUUUUUCUUCUUCGAGGAAGCAGUAGUACAUUUGUUACUUUUGCAUUCCAUUGCAGGCCCCUGUGCUGUUUCACGAACGUUGUUCGGAUGCAAAAAAUUAUCUUAAAUUAUGAAAAUUAUGAAAGGAAAAGCAGAAGAGAAAUAAACCGCUGCAUCCAAGUUCAUUUGUACAGUCUUGGCUUGUUACUGCUGUUCCCAACUGUUUUCUUGUUACAAGGGCAAAUUUUUCAUUCUUCUUCUCCGGAGACUGAAGUGAACGUUCUUUUCUUUUUCGACUCUAAGUAGAAAGAACAGACUUCUCGCCACUCCUUUGCUGACUGAAGCAGUGGAUACAGGAGAGGAAUAUGGAGGAACAGCAUAACCAUGUGUGCUACUUAUUUCUUGAAGGAACUAGUAUACACAUCAGCUUCCAAAAUCUGGAGUUUGUGACUAAAAAUUGUGAGGGGAUGUGCUUGAUAGCAAGUAAGGCUCCAGCAGAAUGUGGCAGAGUCAUGUUCUGUUAAACAAAGAUUUUUACGCGGAGUGUGAAGCUUUCUCGUUUAGUUUUCCUUCAAUGCCUUUUUGGGGUACACUGCGUAUGACCAUUCUGUUUGAUGUUUGGACAGCUUCACUGCAACUGUAAAAGGUCUUGCAGGACAAACAAGAUGCUUUGUAUAAGAGUAGAAGGAAUCUGUUCUAUACAUUUGCAAUGCCUGCAUUCACUCAAAAAUAGGAACUUCUGUGCACUUGUGUAAUACAUUUUUCACUACUGGAAUAAGAGUACACCUUGCGUACAUACCAAACUUAUUUUUUUGUAUGCAUCAACUGAUAAUUUUUGGCUCUACGUCAAAACAACUAGUACGUUCAUAAAUAACAACAUAAUGACUAUGGCUUUUCAGAUUGCAAUGAUUACAUGCCUUUGGUAGUACCGGGCCAAGCUCUCUGCACAAUGCCUCAGGUUUCCAUCAUAGGAUGAAAUGAGCACAAGGAGAGUUGUCCCGUAAACGCGCACAAAACAGUAUACGAUAAUUGUGAUGAAUCAAAGGGUAUACCUGUGUAUCUAGAAACAAGCUUCUUGCCAGACCCUGAAUGAAACAGACAGACUUGAAACAGUUUCUCAGUCCUGUCAUGCACCUACGAGAUGACAUGCAGAAAUGGUACAUUGCUUUUUGACUUAACCUGUUGCAUGCAGAAGCAAGCUUCACAUUUGCAGUGUCCAUUUCCGAUGAGUGCGAACAAAUAUAAUGAAAAGGGUUUGGAGUGCGUCCUGUAAUGUUUCUUGAAUAUCGUUACUUAUUGUGGAAUUUGAAUAUAUUAAACUUUAUUGAAUUUAA
Ornithodoros turicata is the source of this 3317-nucleotide messenger RNA. It is a transcript of the gene BNIP3, whose product is annotated as BCL2/adenovirus E1B 19 kDa protein-interacting protein 3-like. Gene Ontology annotation, biological process: mitochondrial outer membrane permeabilization; positive regulation of apoptotic process. The transcript is spliced from 6 exons. The record is from RefSeq and is a predicted model, not a curated record. Bases 306 to 806 code for a protein of 166 amino acids. NCBI's taxonomy places the organism in Eukaryota, Metazoa, Arthropoda, Arachnida, Ixodida, Argasidae. Gene Ontology annotation, cellular component: nucleus; mitochondrial outer membrane; mitochondrial envelope.